GAGGGCAUGUGUUGAAAAGCCUUAAAAUAACACUUUUCAACAUUGUUACACACAAUCUAAAUUAUAAUUCAUAUUUAACCCCUCCUGUUUUUUAUUAUUAUUGAUUUCCCAUCCAUCCCUUUUUUUUUUUUUUUUUCCCUCUCUUUUUCUUUGUUCAAACUCUUUUUAACUAAAGAUGUUACCCAAUUCUAGAAUCAUACCUUCUUCAAAUAAUAAUAAAAACUUACGUACAAGAUCGAAUUCGACAUCAGCUGCCUUUGAGAGUAGUAAUGGACAGCAAAAGAAAGGAUUUAUCUCUCGACUGUUGGCAAAUCCAAGUAAUAAUUCACGAGAUCAUCCUUACUACCCAUCCAGACCAAAAUAUGAAUCCGUAUUAGGCAUUCAACAUGACACCACCGCUGCCUGGGGGAAACCUUCAGAAAAGACCUCAUUGAAAAGCUCUUCUUCCACUGGAAGUGCUACUGGAUUUGGUAAGCUCUUCAAAAAAAGAGGAAAGACAUUGGAUGAUUUAGAUAAUUUUGAGAAUCUGGAUGACGAUCUACCAAAAGUAAGACCCAUCCAUAACAGCAGUAUCCGUAGAAAACACACCAAAAUUCCAUUGGCUCCACCUCCCGUUGUUCUCAAACGAAAUACGCAACAACCUGACAGUCUCUUAACCGAUUUGCCAGACCAAUACAUCACAAAACGCCCUUCCCUUCACCUUAAUAACAGCGAUAAUGCCUCUCUUCGUAAAUCAUCAGGAUCCUAUUCCAUCUAUUCCACUUUUGGAGGAAAUGGAAACGGUUCAUUGUACUCUGUCGAAGUAGCCAAAAAAGAUAAAAGUGUCGACUCCUUCAUGACAGUUGUUACCACGUUACCAGACCAACCCAUUCAUUCAGAAGACAACAGCAAUGAGGAAGAGACCAACGAAGAAGACACAAAUGAAGACACCAACGAAGACGAUGAUGAAGACACAACGACCACAAACGAGGACUCAGACGACGAAUUCGUCGAUGCCACAGGAUCUUCACAAGAAGACAUUGAACGAGAAAAAAGACUAGAAAUACAAAGCAAUCUCUCUAAGCGUCUAAGCGGAGGUCAUUUUGGAAGCGCAGGAGGCUUACUCCUCAGCAUUAACGAACCACCUCCCGUACCUCAACGAAGAUCCCUAAACCAAGACGACGAACUUUCGAAAAGCAUGUUAAACUGGAAACGACAUUCGGAUUCUGGCAAACGUUGGAGUUUACGUGCCACCACUGAGGAAGAACAAAAACAUGCUAGUACCAUCACCGUCAUUGAUUUGAGAUCCGAUCUAAGUAUACCUCAAAUAGACGUACCAGAAGAAGAUGAAGAAGAGGAAUUAUCCGUACCGGAUAAAUUGGCUUUACGUCAAAAGGCCCAGGAGGCUUUAGAUGGUAAUGAUACAAGGACAGAAAGUACUACCGAAUUAUUCAGCAAAACUUUGGAUGAUGUUUGGAAAACCAUGGAUGAAAACAAGCUGGAAUUAUUUCAUCAAGACACACCAUUGCCAAAAGAACCUGAUAUUUCGGAUAAAGUAAAGGAAACCGCAUUACAGUUAUGGAAAGAGGAUGAAACUACCGUCACCAAAGAAAGAAUGGCCGAAUGGCUCGGUCAAGGAAAACCUUUUCAUUCAGCGGUAUUAUACCAAUACAUGGACUAUUUCUAUUUCACCGAUAUGCGAUUAGACAGCGCUUUUCGAAAACUAUGCAGUAAACUCUACUUUAAAGCAGAAGCACAACAAAUUGACCGUAUUUUAGAAUCCUUUGCACACCGUUAUUGGGAUUGUAAUCCGGGUUGUUUAUUUGGUAGUGCAGAUAUCGUCUAUGCAGUCGUCUAUUCGCUUUUGCUCUUAAAUACAGAUCUUCAUGUAGCCCAAGGAAAUCAUGCCAGAAUGACACGAUCCGAAUUUAUCCGUAAUACCAUGUCCACCAUUCGUGAUCAACGCGAUCACGAAGCCCUCAUGGGCAAUUCUCACCCUCCACACCAUCCUACCCCCACAAAAUCUUCCAUAGCAUGGGAAGCAGAAGUAGAAGCCACUAUCAAGGAAAUGUACGUCUCUGUCAAACAAUACCAAAUCCUGCAGCCUUUGGGUCGAAAAUCCAGUUUGACAAAACGAUCUAGUAUGAUGGGAAAACGUGUGAUAGGAAUUAAACGUAGUGUGAAUUCCAUUAUUCGAAAAUCAGGACGAGAAAGUGUCAUGUUGGAUGAUUUACUCGUACCACCACCUAGCACCGCAUCGCCACCACCGCCUUCUACCAUUCGAUCUAGUAUGAGUUCAGGAUACAAUCGACCUUUUAUACGAUCCCCUCGACGUGAUUCCUUUUCUUCAGCUACAAGUUCCAGCGCCACUUCACUCAGUUCUCGCUGCACAUCACCUACCAACUCUCUAUCCCCACCACCACCCACAACAGGACAAUCCAUGAUGGGAUACAUGAACAAUACCCAUUUAUUCUCCAGUCGUCCUCCCUACUUUAAAGAAGGCGUCGUCAUGCGAAAACACCUCUUGGAAAACGCAACACACAAAGCACGUCAUCGUGAAUGGCGUGAAUGCUUUUUAGAAGUCGGUCCCGAUGGAUUACGCAUGUUUGCCUUAUUACAAAAUACUGGCCCCAUCGGCGACAAAAGCUUAUUCCGCCAUAGUAGCUUAUUUGAAAAAUCAUCUACCCCACAUAAAUGGACAGCAUCUUCUCAACUCAUUGGAGAAAUCGAAUUAAAUCAUACGCUGGCAAACCCUUUGCCCCCACCGGGUUACAACAGACAGCGCCCUCAUGUCUUUGCUAUCCAGCAAUCCGACGGUGGUGUCUAUCUAUUUCAAGUGGCCUCCUCAGAGCAAACCCAGGAAUGGGUCUCUACCUGUAAUUAUUGGGCGGCACGUGAAAGUAAAGAACCUUUACCGGGCGGUGUGGGUAAUAUGGAGUACGGCUGGGGUGAAUGCCUGAGUGAUGUUAUUCUGGAUCUGGAUGCUAUGCGAAGAGGUCAGGAACAAAAACAACAUGUGUCGCAAGUGGAUCCAGACACGAUCCUUAUUGGCGAUUGGUUACCGCCGACAGCGACCAUGGUGUCUAGUGCCAUGGAUGAAAAGGAGCAGUAUGAGAUGCUACAAAAGCAUCUUGUUGAAUUAAAUCAUGAGAUUAAUCAACACCGCGAUAUCAAGACAAAGAUUAUGCUGAAGUUUCCGACAAGGUGCGCAAAUUACGGUAAAGUGAUGCAUAAUUGGGAAGCAAGGUCGAAAUAUUUACUACACGAUAUCAUAAAAUACCAAAAUUAUUGUGAUGCCUUGGAGAAGAGUCUUCAGAAACGACCCAAGCCUGUGGUGACAGAGUGCCCCGUACCACUGUCUUAUCAAACAAGUCAAGUGGAUCUUUUAAAAGAAAUUAAUCAAGACUUAUUCUUACUAUAAUACAUAUUGAAUGCUUGUAGAUCUUGGGUAUUAAUAAUAAAAGUCAUUAAUAGAUGUACAUACUCAUCUUCUUUUGCUGAAUCAAA
Mucor mucedo is the source of this 3486-nucleotide messenger RNA. RefSeq lists its product as uncharacterized. NCBI's taxonomy places the organism in Eukaryota, Fungi, Mucoromycota, Mucoromycetes, Mucorales, Mucoraceae. The record is from RefSeq and is a predicted model, not a curated record. Bases 176 to 3400 code for a protein of 1074 amino acids. The transcript has 5 exons. Gene Ontology annotation, biological process: regulation of ARF protein signal transduction. Gene Ontology annotation, molecular function: guanyl-nucleotide exchange factor activity.